Molecule: messenger RNA, 1122 nt
Organism: Argiope bruennichi
Lineage: Eukaryota; Metazoa; Arthropoda; Arachnida; Araneae; Araneidae
Exons: 4
Coding region: 1-1122 (373 amino acids)
Molecular function (GO): nucleic acid binding; zinc ion binding
Source: RefSeq, a predicted model, not a curated record
AUGGCCGAAUUUGGCGAGAGCGGCAGCAAUAGGGUAACGGUAGCAAAAGCGCCACCGAAAAAUUGCCAACCUCGCAAGGCGCAAAAUGACCGUAUAUCAAAGCUUAGCCCAGCUUUAAAAUGGGAAAAAGAAUCAAAAGUUAUACAUGGUAAAGAUGAUAAACUUAAAGACAUGUCGCCUUUUUUGAUACAAAAAUAUAUUCAAAGUACUACUGGGAACGUCACAUCUGUAAAGAAGCUUAGAUCUGGAGAUUUGUUAAUAGAGUCUGCGACGCCGAAACAGUCAGAGCAACUUCUAUCAAUAAAGAAUUUCGGUGAUGCCCCAAUAGAAGUAUCUGGUCAUAAAACUCUGAAUUAUACCAGAGGUGUCAUAUCAAGUAUGGACCUUAUUAUGGUGAGUGAUGAAGAAUUUGCUUCUGAACUGCAGUCAUUUAGAAUAACAGCUGGGUUUAUAAGUUGCGAUGUACGUCCUUUUGUGCCAAACCCGGUGCGUUGUUUUAAAUGCCAGAGGUUUGGACAUACAAAAACUAGUUGCCGCGCUUCUUCCUCUCGUUGUCCACAAUGUUCUGAAAUUGGCCAUGAUGGCACUCCUUGCACAAAGCCCGAAAAAUGUGUUAAUUGCAACGGUAGUCAUCCUGCUUAUUCUAAGUCCUGUCCCAAGUGGAAGAUUGAAAAGGAAAUCCAGACCAUUAAAAUUUCUAGAAAUAUCUCUUUUGCAGAAGCUAGGAAAAUAGUUGAAAGUCGAACUCCAAAAGAAAAUUUCCCAUACAGUACAGCUUUAAAAAGGACGACUUGUUCAAGUAUGCAAACUGAACCAAUACAAAUUCAAGAAAACAGUAGUCCAUCACAAACAAUCUCGAAGCCUUUCCCUUCUCCAUCAAAUGAGGAAUAUAUUACCAUUAAACUGAAAGAUUGGCUUGAAAUAAAAGAAAAGAUAAACGUCAAUAAGGAUGUCCAACUCAACAUCCAGCAAACGUUCAACUCAACAUCCAGUAAGGAAGUUGAGUUGGAAAUUCAUCCAUCCGAUGAAUCUCUCAGCGAAAUGGAUCUGAGCGAUGAAGCUAGAGUUGGCACAGCCAAGCCAAAAGUUUUCAAAUCUAAAUUCUUCAGGAAACCGAAAUGA